Molecule: messenger RNA, 1895 nt
Organism: Mandrillus leucophaeus (drill)
Lineage: Eukaryota; Metazoa; Chordata; Mammalia; Primates; Cercopithecidae
Gene: ERAL1
Product: Era-like 12S mitochondrial rRNA chaperone 1
Exons: 10
Coding region: 73-1386 (437 amino acids)
Biological process (GO): ribosomal small subunit assembly
Cellular component (GO): mitochondrial matrix
Molecular function (GO): rRNA binding; GTP binding; ribosomal small subunit binding
Source: RefSeq, a predicted model, not a curated record
GCUGGUUCGUCAGCCGCUCCGUUCAAUCGUAGGAACGCUCUUGGUCGGUUCCCGGAGUGCCUUGCGGCUGUAAUGGCUGCCCCCAGUUGGCGCGGGGCUGGGCUUGUUCAAGAGGUGUUAAGGGUCUGGCAGGUGGGCCCUCAUGUCGCGAGGGAGCGGGUGAUCCCUUUUUCCUCACCCUUAAGCUUCCAACGGAGGUGCGUGUCCUGCGUUGCGGGGUCCGCUUUCUCUGGUCCGCGCUUAGCUUCGGCUUCUCGGAAUUAUGGCCAGGGCUCUGCCCUGGACCACUUCCUCGGAUCCUCUCAGCGCGACAGUUCGGUGACUUCUUGCGUCCCGGCGGUGUCCAUGCACAGAGAUGAGCAGGAUCUCCUCUUGGUCCAUCACCCUGAUAUGCCUGAGAAUCCCCGGGUCCUACGAGUAGUCCUCCUGGGAGCCCCGAAUGCAGGGAAGUCAACGCUCUCCAACCAGCUACUAGGCCGAAAGGUGUUCCCUGUUUCCAAGAAGGUGCAUACCACUCGCUGCCAAGCUCUGGGGGUCAUCACAGAGAAGGAGACCCAGGUGAUUCUACUUGACACACCUGGCAUUAUCAGUCCUGGUAAACAGAAGAGGCAUCACCUGGAGCUCUCUUUGUUGGAAGAUCCAUGGAAGAGCAUGGAAUCUGCUGAUCUUGUUGUGGUUCUUGUGGAUGUCUCGGACAAGUGGACACGGAACCAGCUCAGCCCUCAGUUGCUCAGGUGCUUGACCAAGUUCUCCCAGAUCCCUAGUGUCCUGGUCAUGAACAAGAUAGAUUGUCUGAAGCGGAAGUCAGUUCUCUUGGAGCUCACGGCAGCCCUCACUGAAGGUGAGGUCAACGGCAAAAAGCUCGAGAUGAGGCAGGCCUUCCACUCACAGCCUGGUACCCGUUGCCCCAGCCCAGCAGUUAAGGACCCAAACACACUAUCUGUGGGAAACCCUCAGAGGAUUGGCUGGCCCCACUUCAAGGAGAUCUUCAUGUUGUCAGCCCUAAGCCAGGAGGAUGUGAAAACACUAAAGCAAUACCUCCUGACACAGGCCCAGCCAGGGCCCUGGGAGUACCACAGUGCAGUCCUCACUAGCCAGACACCAGAAGAGAUCUGCACCAACAUUAUCCGAGAGAAACUCCUAGAGCACCUGCCUCAGGAGGUGCCUUACAAUGUACAGCAGAAGACGGCAAUAUGGGAGGAAGGACCAGGUGGGGAGCUGGUUAUCCAACAGAAGCUUCUGGUGCCCAAAGAAUCUUAUAUGAAACUGCUGAUUGGUCCGAAGGGCCAUGUGAUCUCCCAGAUAGCACAGGAGGCAGGCCGCGACCUCAUGAACAUCUUCCUCUGUGAUGUUGACAUCCACCUGUCUGUGAAGCUCCUCAAGUGACCACCCUCUACUGAUCCUCCCAGGACAUUCCAGCUCAAGCUGCUGGCAGGAACUGACCAGAUCUGUCCUUGGCUGGGGACCCUCCAGGGACUGGUGAGAGACAUGAACACUGACUGGCUGCUAGCUGGCCUGGCCCUGCUGAGUCUGCACAGUCCCUGCCCAGCUGUGUCUCCUGUUGGAAGAAGGAACUGGCCUUAGCUCAGUUUCCAGGUGGUUCCUCUGCCUGGGACCACAGCUACAAAGGUGUAGCUAAGAAGAUGGCUCAUUGGUGGGAGCAAUAUCACCCUACCUCCAGCUAGCUAUGGGCCCAGAGUUUCUCCCUGAGUCGCUGUUGCUGGUAGGGAGGUUUUCUCUUCCCGCCCUCACUUCCUUCACCUUGAACUUGGAUAAGAACUCGUGUCUCCUGAAUGAGGUAGCGCCUUCCAUCUGCUCCCCAGUUCUUGAUCUCUCCCACCCCAUCCCUCUCCCCAGUCUUGGAUACUAAUAAAAGACAGGCAUUCUGGUUCUCA